Penicillium subrubescens is the source of this 1263-nucleotide messenger RNA. RefSeq lists its product as uncharacterized. The record is from RefSeq and is a predicted model, not a curated record. The transcript has 2 exons. Lineage: Eukaryota; Fungi; Ascomycota; Eurotiomycetes; Eurotiales; Aspergillaceae. The coding region runs from base 1 to 1263 and encodes 420 amino acids.
AUGUCGACCGGACGCAAGGUCUUUCAUUGCGCCGUGGACGAGACGGCCCUGACCACCAACAUCACCGAGAUCAAGAAAUGGACUACCAACGGCGCCAUCGAUCUCAUAGUCCCUCUUUACACCCUCGAACGGCUUCACGCUCUUAAGCGGGCAGGAUCGCAAACCGCCAUUAAUGCCCGUGAGGCUGUUCGCUUCCUCGACCGAGUUACCUCUGGCAAGGACCACAUUACCACCGACCGUGUCACCCUGCAGGGUCCCAUGGAACAGUAUGAGCACUGGGAGGAUGCAGAGAAAUUCUUCUUGCCCGAAUUUGAAGAGGAACCCGAGGCGAUUGACGAUGCGGAACCUAUCGAGUCUGCGCCCGAAGAGUCUCAAAGGGACAAUGGAGUCUCCGGCCCGGAAGAUCUGUCGCAGAUGCUGCUGAGCAAGUUGAACUUCAAGAAGGAUCCCGAGGCCGCUUCAAUCACCUCUGCCGGUACUCCCAGCGGACCCGGAUCGCGCACUUCGUCUCGUAGCUCGCGCACCAGCCCCGAAUGUGCCCAGCACGAAAAUGGCACUGCCAACAAAGUCGAGAAGCCCAAGUCUGGACAUCAGCGCACCGCAUCUGGCUCGGUCAUUCCAGUCGCUCCGCCCGUGUUGCGCCCUUUGCUGAGCGCGCUGCUGUGGCGGCUCCACGGCGGCCCGGACGCGGAUAACUCUGCUAAGAGCUGUAUCCUGGUUACGAAUGACCGCGCGACACAGGUCUGGGCGCAGAAGUUCGGUAUUGGGGUCAAGAACAUCCUUCAGCUGCGUACUGCGAUUCAAUACGAAGAGCGCGAGUACAAAAACCGCUGCAAAUACGUCGAGAAGAUUCAGACUCAACCUACGGAACAGCCCAAGACUUUGUUGUCUUACGAGGCCGACUCCGAUGAGGAUGAGCUGGUGUUUGUUCCUCGUGGCGGCCGUGGCGGUAAGGGUACUUCUCGCGGUGGCCGGGUUGGGUCCUCUCGUAAGCCUGCCCCGAAGGCUGCUCCAAAGGCCGCGCUCCCAGCUGCCGUUGAGACCCCCAUCGAGGUUCCUACUCAGCCAAUUGAUCCCGACUCGUUCAGCCGCUCCCUGGCUGGUGCGACUAAAACACCGCCUACCGUGGACCUGAGCACCCAACAAGGUGCUGCUCGUGGCAUCGCCGGGGCGUCUCGCCGCUCUGGUGGACGUCGCGGAGGGUCCACUCGUGGUGGUGGACGUGGGAGCGGACGUGGACGGGGCAAGCUCUGGGUUCCUUGA